Aureobasidium vineae is the source of this 1533-nucleotide messenger RNA. The record is from the annotation of a GenBank genome assembly. NCBI's taxonomy places the organism in Eukaryota, Fungi, Ascomycota, Dothideomycetes, Dothideales, Saccotheciaceae.
AUGCCAGCUACCGAGAAGUCGACAGUUCCCUUCGACGCGGAGAAGGACCUGCCUGGACCUCUCGCAGAUGCUAUACGUAACGGCAGUGUGGACAAGUCGAUCUUACAACAUGCUGGAGACGCAGAUGAGGCCUUAAAGGCUUUCAUGUCGCAUCCGGGUGAAGUCAUCGAGCUGGAUGAAGCCACAAACAAGCGUCUGUUACGGAAGAUUGACUGGAACCUGAUGCCGGUACAGAUACUCAGUCUGGGAAUACAUACGGCCCAUACUGAUUCCACACUCUUUUUANNGGUCAUGUGCAUUGUCUACGGACUGAACUAUCUGGACAAGACGACUCUAUCGUAUGCCUCGGUCAUGGGACUGAAGAAAGAUACCGAUCUACAAGGACUUGACUACCAAUGGCUUAGUUCGAUAUUAUUACAACGUCUACCACUGGGAAAAUAUUCAGCGGCCAACAUCAUUCUCUGGGGUAUGACCUUGUGCACAUUCGCCGCCGUCAAGAACUUCUCAGGAGGAGUUGCUGUACGUUUCAUGCUCGGAGUCACCGAAGCGGCGGUAACCCCUGGAUUUGCUCUGUUGACAUCUCAGUGGUAUACCAAGAAAGAGCAAGGCUCUCGCACAAGCAUCUGGUUCUCCUUCAACGGAUUCGCUCAGAUUUUCGGUGGUCUGGUAGCUUAUGGUAUUGCAAAAGGCACACGCCUGCACGGGUCCAGUAUUGAACCCUGGAAGAUCAUUUUCCUGGUUACUGGAUGCUUGACCAUCUGUGUCGGAUUCAUCUUUCUUUGGGUCAUUCCCGACAGUCAACUCAACGCACGCUUCUUGAGCAAAGAGGACCGAGUUCUCGCUAUUGAGCGUGUCAGAUGCAAUCAGCAGGGAAUUGGAAACAAGCACUUCAAAAUGUACCAGCUUAAGGAAGCACUGCUGGAUCCUCUGACAUGGGCAUUUGUCUUCUAUGCUCUGGUUGCUGAUAUCCCUAAUGAAGAAUCCCUCCUCUACGGCACUCCUGGCGGUGCAGUCGAAGUGAUCGCCCUCAUCGUUUGUGGCUAUCUAGGCGACAGAUACGGCAACCGUCUUCUGAUUUCAACCUCCGGUCUUUGGAUCUCCACUCUGGGUAUGCUAUUGAUCGUCUGCCUGCCGCUGCAUAACAAUAUCGGACGCUUGUUCGGAUACUAUCUCACUCAGGCCUCGCCUACGCCAUUUGUUGCUCUGCUCAGUCUCAUCUCCACAAAUGUUGCUGGUUGGACGAAAAAGACAACAGUGGCCGCUCUCUACCUCAUCGGCUACUGCGCCGGCAACAUCAUUGGCCCUCAAACGUUCCGUCCCAAAGAUGCUCCCAGAUAUAUUCCUGCAGAAAUCGUGAUUAUUGUGUGUUAUCUCCUCUGCAUCGGUGACAUUGUCUUCAUCUACUGGUACUGCAAGCGCCAAAACAAGAAGAGAGCCGCUAUCCGCGCGUCGGAAUCAUAUGUCAAGUUGGAGAAUCAGGAAUGGUUGGAUCUAACCGAUCGCGAGAAUCCCGAGUUUGUCUACACUCUGUAA